This is a messenger RNA of Coccidioides immitis RS, 507 nucleotides long. RefSeq lists its product as uncharacterized. The coding region runs from base 1 to 507 and encodes 168 amino acids. The record is from RefSeq and is a predicted model, not a curated record. NCBI's taxonomy places the organism in Eukaryota, Fungi, Ascomycota, Eurotiomycetes, Onygenales, Onygenaceae. The transcript has a single exon.
AUGGCUCCUUCGUCUAACUGGACCGAAGCCUCCACGAUCGAUACUGGUGUACGAGUCGACCCGAAAGGGGUGUAUUUGCUCCUGUGGGACCAAGGGAUGCCAGACAUAUUUCACUGGGGGGUGCUCAUUUCUCAAACCGAUCAAAUCGGCGUGCUGUACCACCAAGCCCUCAGCGGAACAGAAUGGCGCUUCGUGAUGGAAAAUAAGGAUGUGUCAAGAUCCGCAGCUCUGUUGGUGGCAUUGAAAGUUGGCCACGUUGAAAGCGUCGACAACAUAUGGAUGCAGUACGCCAAAGAACGAAUUAUGGAGACGAAGGUGGAAAAGGAAUUCCGAUGUAAGAACUGGGCGAUGGCGGCGAUUCGCGAGCUAGCUGACUCUGGAAUAAUUGGUUUACAGCCAGAUGAGGAGAAAAUUGAGAGGAUUGAGGAGGAGGCAUUCCUGUACGCCAAAGAUUGCUACGAUAUGCGGAGCAGGGUUGUUUACACGAGCGCGCAUUGUGUCCGUUAG